AUGGUGGUCAACGCAACUGCGCCGGCGGGCACCACGGUGUCAGACCUGCCGUUAGAAUAUCUCAGUCUUUACCAUACCGUCGAUCCCUACCUCUCCUCCAUUCUCGUCUUCUAUGGCCCUGUUGCGACAGCCAAUGCGACCGUGAGCAGCUCGCGCAUUCAGGCGCAUAUCUUCACACCGGCCGGUUUUCAGAGCUAUUCACGAAUCACAAUCUCACCAGCUGCACCGCUCUAUGCGGCAGUCAACCACCUACCCCGAGAGAAACAAGGCGAUCCGGUGGCUCGGGGGCUUGCGGUCAGCAUGUUGAAGUAUUUUGCUGAACUGUCAGAUCCGCUGCGGAAGCGGCUGGCAGAUCCCACUCGGACGGGUCAGCGUCAUGGCGACAAGAUCCCAAGGCUGUUUGAUGAAAUGCAUGCUGCCGAGUUGGCCAAUCGUAUGGUCAAGGUGGAGGACUCAUCGGAAAUUGUGCGCGACAUUCGCAGUGCGUAUCAGGAACGCAAAGUCCCUUGGGUUGAUAUGGAUGUUGUGUUACCUGCGGGGACCAUUCAAUGCCCACAACGACGGGAGAGCACUGGUUCCGACAUCGAAGCGACACACACACUCCAAUAUGGCCCAUAUACAUCCCUCAUUCAGGCCUUGGGGGAUCCAAUGUUUUUACCUACAUCCAGACUCAAGCGGGCACCAUCACAGCCGACCAAUGUCAGCAAGUCGCGGAUCUUUACCCGCAACCAGAAAGAGGCCCUUCGAUUGACAAUGUGUGAGUUUGUUGAUACCGAGGAGCGAUAUGUUGCGAAAGUGUACUCUUUGGUUCAUGAGGUGGCGGAUGAGUUUCGGCAAAAGGCUCAGCGGAGAGGACCCAGCAGUACCAGCCCGGACGAGAACGCGUUGGAGGCUCUCUUUCCACCCUGUUUGAACGAGAUCUUGGAAGUCAACCUCGGAUUUCUCGACGUGAUCCGACAGGUACUAGAUGAGACGGAGAAAGAUGCGCUCGAGGAUAUCAGCCAAGACACGGAACUCCCCGCAUCCGGUUCACAUCGCGGAUCAUCGAGGGACGCUAGGGAUGCUAUUGGUGCAACUGUAUUUGCUAGAUCAUUGCUGGACUGGUUACCCCGGUUCUCGCAACCCUAUGCAGAUUACAUGCGAGCACAUACUGGGUUUACCCAGACGCUGAAUUCGUUCAUGAAAGACAAAACUUCCAGCUUUUCCCAACGAGUCUAUGAGACAGGGGAGCAGAGACUCCGAUCAUUGUUGAUGGAACCCGUCCAACGCCUUCCUCGGUACAGUCUUCUGAUCGACACUAUGACAAGCAGUCUGCCGCUAGUCCACCCAGCUGUCCGUCCGUUAUUGAGGGCUCGGGACAUUGUGAAAGAUAUUUGUGCUUUGGACAACACUUCUCCAUCUGGCCAUGCGCAAAGUCUCCGACGUUUACGGGAACUUGUUGAUGGAUGGCCCGCGAAGACCUUCCCCGACGGUCGUCUGAUCACAGCAGUGGAUGUCAACGAGAUUUCACCUCCGUAUCGACUGGAUACCCAGGCUUCAGGAUCCGCAGCGGGAAUUAUCCUUCUCUACAAAAAUUGCUUGGUACUACUCGCAAAGCCUGCCGAAAGUCGAGUCAGCGCGCGUGGAUUGCUAGCCGACAUUGAUAAUGCGGCGUCAUCAACCAACGAUCCUUCAAAUUCCAUACCCCCGACAGAGCUCAAGCUCGUUCAAGUACUCGAACUUCAUGCCGUCCGCUGCAUGCAGUCUGCAUGUGGUCGUAUUCUCUUCAUUGUACCCCCAAACCUUCCUGUGGGCACCAGCACCGUGGAUGGUAGCGACGACCUUCUAGCUUUGGAGCUGACCGCUCUGUAUGAAGCAAAGGCCAGCCGAUUGAUCGAAGAGAUCACAAAGGCUCGGAUUGAAGCGCGUUUCUCAGAACAAGAGCGGGAAGGUGGCAAAUGGACCUUGCGCAGUCCUCCUGCAAUUCCGAACAGCACGGGUAUUCUGGCAUGCGUCUGCGAGGAUGAUCAAAGUGUCGCUCUGAACCAGGCUCAGUCAUCACCAAUCCGUUUGGUCUUUGACACACCAAAAUCUAAGUGUACUGAGAUUCUAAACGGAUCCAACCUGGACGUCGUGCUGUCGAUAGCCCCAUCGAAUGGUGACCAAUUCAAGCUGGAUAUUGAUUCUGUCAUCGGGUCUCCUUCUACAGAUCUUGUGUCCGCAGAAACAUUUGUUCCAACUCUUUCUAGACGCUUGCAAUCUCUCCUUUCGCCCUUGAACAGUCCUCGAAACCCAAAGCUGGUGAAGCCGCUGGUUCAUUCAAACUUCGAAAUACUUCGAUACAUUGCGGGUGGCUUAAUCACACAGGUCAAGUCCUCACGCAGUUUCCGGCCACCUUCUCCCACGAAACUCAUAUCGAACCUCCUGGGAGGCAGCCGUGAAAAUGUGCCGACCAUCAAGCAACCAAAUUCAGCGACUUUGCUAGGUGAAUUCCCAAAGAUGCCUCCACCAAGGGCCAAUCUUUCCAGAUCCAACACUCUUCCUUCUACUUUCCCCGGCAAAGACAAGGAGAAGGAGAAGGAAAGAGAGAAGGAAAAGGAGGAAAUUCCGAGCAAGAUCUCGGUUGUUGGCGCAUCAGGUGCUCGAGGACCAGAUGGCCAACUUGGGUCACUAGAGCAAACCUUUGCGGCAUAUGUUCUCUCUCUACAAUCUCGCAGUGGCAAUAUUCUUGGGCGGAUGCUUCGUGCCCGAGAGCACGCGGACCGUGCACCAGUCAACGAGCUUUACAAUAUCCUGCUUGAGGAUCCAAGCAAGUUACAAGCAGCCGCUGAGGUGCCGGUCGACACACUCUUCGUUGCUUUCGAAACAUUUAUGAAAAAUGCCUGGAGAGCGAGCAUGGGUCCAGUGCUAAACCCUUCUGCACUCAAGCUGCUUCAGAAUCAGUUCGAUACGAUGUUUCCUCGACAUUUCGUGGAGCAUUUCCGGAAGUUCCUGGUAGAUGUCAGCCCACAGAACCGUCGGGCGCUGGCUGCAAUUAUUCGUCUUCUUGCCGAGUUGCUUGACGCAUCAGGCAAUGACGGGGACCGUGGGGCCCUAACGGUAGCAUUUGCCGAGGUUAUCACAGAAGAAGGAGAUCCUGUGCAGCAUGUAUCCCUUUUGGAUCGCCUAGUCGAUGACUUUGAUAAUCUCUUUGAAGAGUUCAUUCCCGGCGGCACCUCUGUUGAAGGGACACUCGGCUGCGACCAGACCAAAACUUCGCAUGCAAACACGGGAUCUGUGAGCUCAAAUAGUUCCUCAUUCCGGAAGCGCUUCGGAUUUAGUCUGCAUAAGGAGAGCUCGAAGGCCGAAGGGGAGAGUAAAGUUGCAUCGAUUCUGCGAACAUUAAGCAAGCGACAGAGUCCAGGCGAUUCGGAGCCUAACACUCCCAAGGGUUCCUUGCUCCGCUCCAAAUCUACAGACGUGGACGCUCGCCUGGGAUUCCUUCGUCCAACCUCCCGUGAUCGUCCUUAUGGCUUCGCAUCCGAGGAGCAAAUUUCCAGGCCGGGUACUGGGCAUGGGCAGCCGCCAUCCUUAUCCUCUAUCCGAGGAAUAUCCCAUGAUGGCGUAGUUAAAAUUCGCAGAAAGCGAAGAAGUUCCUUGUCUGAUCUUCGCCCUGACACGGCUUCCUCUGAUACGUCCCAAGUUUCUUCCAACCCCUACUUGCGUCCAGUGACCCCAUCAAACCGACCGCGAGCUGAGAUGACCACACCGACUAGUCAAUCUAGACCACAGAGUAGCUAUCUAGCAUCACCAGCUAGAGCUCCGUCCCCCACCAAGGCAACAUCGCCCGCUCGUCUGGGGUCGCCGAUUCGGCAGGCAUCACCGGCUCGCCCUUCUACUCCGAGUAGGAAGGAGAAUAUUGAUCCUAAAGUGCCCCAGACAGAGCAGUCUGCCAAGUCCAAGAGCCACAUGCUGGACUCUCCAACCCAGGAAACAAAACGGCGAUCCCGCGCGACCAGCAUUCCUUCGCGGAACCCAGGCCUUCGGGAACGCGCUCCUGUGAAUGGCUCCGAAAGUAAGCGCCCUCAGUCUUCGUCUUCAUCCCAGAAGCCGCAGAAGCUGCGGAUGCAAAGUCCCCAAAAGCUUCGCGACCGUGUUCAGACCGAAAAGAAGGCCCAAGCCACCAGUCAACUUGGGUUCCGGGACGAGCUCAGAGCUAUUGGUGAUGAGUUGAGUAAUCUGAGACUCAACCCAACAAGAAAUCCCGGCAUGGAGCCAGGCAUGAGUUCCUCUGACGCACGCCAAUCCUCGGGUGCUGCCUUGUCCCUCGAAGGCCGUCUCUCGAGUCUUGAAGAGCGAUUCGACAACAUGUCUGGCGAGUACAAUGGCCGAACAUCUGCCCUCGAAAAAGACCUGGAGUCGUCUUUGAUUGUCAGUGAAAAGCGUGUGAAGAAACUUGACGAGCUCUACCGAGAGGCUAGUGCGGAGAACGAAGCACUAUACGAUCGGUUCAACACGGAGCUCAGCAAGAUCGCCAGGGAUGUCCGAAGCGGCAGUGCAGAGGACUCUUUGAAGUCUCAAUUGGCGAAUGCACUUGAGGAGAUUAGCCGCCUCAAGAAAGAGAAUUUCCGGCUCAAACGCGAAGUUGGUGGUCUCCGAGCUCAAUCGGCUGCUGUUGCAUUGCUGAGAGCAAGUGAACAAUGA
Molecule: messenger RNA, 4662 nt
Organism: Penicillium subrubescens
Lineage: Eukaryota; Fungi; Ascomycota; Eurotiomycetes; Eurotiales; Aspergillaceae
Product: putative Rho guanyl nucleotide exchange factor
Exons: 3
Coding region: 1-4662 (1553 amino acids)
Molecular function (GO): guanyl-nucleotide exchange factor activity
Source: RefSeq, a predicted model, not a curated record